This is a messenger RNA of Dovyalis caffra, 2034 nucleotides long. The record is from the annotation of a GenBank genome assembly. Lineage: Eukaryota; Viridiplantae; Streptophyta; Magnoliopsida; Malpighiales; Salicaceae.
AUGAGAAAACGCGAUCUAGCCAUUCUCAUGCUCUCCGCGUUCGCCAUCUUCUUUUCUCUCCAGGUAUUGGAGCCGCAUUCAAGAAGAGUAGAUGAGGGGUUUAGUGAAGCGAGAUUGUUAACGGAACUAUCACUAUUGCCUGAUAAAACACGGGUUGCGACUGGUAGACGUGCAGUGGCUAUGGCGACUGGUGUAAUUGAUAGGAGAUAUAAGGAAGGGCAACCAUUAAAGCAAGUUUUGGUUGUUGUUACUUCAGGGUGGUUUGUUAUGUGCUUUGAUCAUAACCUUAAGAAGUUGUGGGAAACUAAUGUGCAGGAGGAUUUUCCGCAUAAUGCACAUCAUAGGGAGAUUGCAAUAUCAAUAAGUAACUAUACAUUGAAGCAUGGGGAUACGGGGUUGGUUAUCAUUGGUGGGAGAAUGGAAAUGCAGCCACAUCAUGUUCAAUGCAUUGGCUUUGAAUUUUCUCAAGGUAGAAUAGGAAGUAAUACCUCACAGCUGUGGAAAUAUGAUGCUUAUGAAGCAUCUCCUAAUAUUAUUUAUUUAGAUCCUUUUGAAGAAAUUGUUACGGCAGAGAAAAGUGCCGAGCAGCAUAGAAGAAGUGCUGGUGAGAAAGAGCCAUCAGAGAAUUCUGGAACGGUGAAUUUACGCCAUUUUGCCUUGUAUGUUUUAGCUGGUCGAACUGGUACCCUUCGAUGGAGUAGAAAGAACGAGAACAUGGAAGCACAGUCUUCAGAUGCUGUGUCACAGUUGAUUCCACAACAUAACUACAAGCUUGAUGUGCAUGCUUUAAACAGUCGUCAUCCUGGAGAGUUUGAAUGCAGGGAAUUUAGGGAAUCAAUUCUUGGAGUUAUGCCACAUCAUUGGGAUAGGAGAGAAGAUACUGUAUUGCAGCUAUCACACUUUAGGCGCCACAAAAGAAAAACAUCAAAAAAAUCAAAUGGAAAGACCUCAAACUACCCCUUCCACAAGCCUGAGGAAAACCAUCCUCCUGGGAAAGACUCAACAAAGAAAAUUUCAAACCUGAUUGGGAAAGCUGCAAAAUAUGCUGGCUCAACAAAAUCGAAGAAGCCAUCACACUAUAUUCCAACCAUUACAAACUACACUCAGCUUUGGUGGGUUCCUAAUGUUGUUGUGGCACACCAAAAGGAAGGGAUAGAAGCUGUUCAUUUGGCCUCCGGCCGCACCCUUUGUAAGCUUCAUCUUCAAGAAGGUGGCCUUCAUGCUGAUAUUAACGGUGAUGGAGUCCUAGAUCAUGUCCAGGCUGUUGGAGGAAAUGGAGCCGAGCAAACUGUCGUUAGUGGAUCAAUGGAAGUGCUGCGACCUUGUUGGGCUGUUGCAACUUCAGGUGUACCAGUGCGGGAGCAACUUUUCAAUGCUUCUAUAUGUCAUCAUUCGCCAUUUAACUUAUUCCAACAUGGAGAUUUCGGCAGAAAUUUUGGUCGAACUGAUGUAUCUUCUUUAGAGGUGGCGACCCCUAUUCUCAUCCCAAGAAGUGAUGGCCAUAGGCAUCGCAAGGGGAGUCAUGGUGAUGUUGUCUUCUUAACAAGUCGAGGGGAGGUGACAUCAUACUCUCCUGGCCUGCAUGGCCACGAUGCUGUUUGGCAAUGGCAAAUACUGACAGGUGCUACAUGGUCAAAUCUUCCUUCUCCGUCAGGGAUGAUGGAAGGUGGUAUGGUGGUUCCCACAUUAAAGGCAUUCUCUUUGCGUGCGCAUGACAAUCAGCAAAUGAUCCUUGCAGCUGGUGAUCAAGAAGCAGCAGUUAUAUCUCCUGGAGGAAGUAUCCAGACAUCAGUCGAUCUUCCUGCACCACCCACUCAUGCUCUGAUCUGUGAGGAUUUCUCAAAUGACGGACUUACUGACCUAAUUGUUGUGACAUCAAAUGGGGUGUAUGGCUUUGUCCAGACUAGGUCACCAGGUGCCCUCUUCUUCAGCACGCUGGUUGGCUGCCUUUUAAUUGUGAUGGGAGUUAUCUUUGUCACCCAACACUUAAACUCCACGAAGGGGAAACCACAUGCUUCAUCUGGUCCUCGAUGA